Molecule: messenger RNA, 516 nt
Organism: Necator americanus (New World hookworm)
Lineage: Eukaryota; Metazoa; Nematoda; Chromadorea; Rhabditida; Ancylostomatidae
Exons: 5
Coding region: 1-516 (171 amino acids)
Source: RefSeq, a predicted model, not a curated record
AUGCGUCUCAUUUGCGCAGCGAAGACGUGGACAGACACUGCUCGGCAUAUGCACUUGCCACACAAGCGCAACGAGUAUUUCAUCGUUGAGGAUAUUUUCUGCAGCAAAAUAGCAAAAUUCAAGCACAGCAUCAGAAAGGGCAAGUUUGAUAAGCUUUUGUACAUUGACAAAAACCAAAGCGGUUAUAAUGAUAACUUGUACAUGCAACGACAGCGAGUGCGGAAAAAGCGUGAGAUUAAUCUCGUACGUGGAGGUGGUGGAAAGCGGCCAGGAAUCGAAAGCGACCACGGUCACUGCAACAGCUUCGAGAUCAGCGAACUAGUGCGAAAGCAUAUUGCGACCAAUCCAUCGCUAGCAGCAGUGAAGUCAGCGAUUUAUCAGGAACUCGUCUCCUUAUAUCCAGAUGGGUAUUUCACGGUGAUGUGCGUUGACGGAGCCGUAAGCUACCAGGCGGACUCUCAUAGGUACUGUGUCGAAGGCAAUAUGGACCAUAACUGCUAUGUUUUUAUGAUGUAA